AUGUCUAAACAAUACUUAUCCGAAGUUGACUUCCAGCGCAUUCGAAAAUUAGCGGCGGAAGGAAUCCCGCGUGAGUCGUUAGCUAAUAUUUUCAAUAUUAGCAAGGUCACUCUGUGGCGCAUUAUUAAUGAUAGAACUGUUCCUAGAAAUAAGAUAGGGGGACCAAAACGGUCCACAAGUAAGCAAGAUGACGAUUUUAUUCGUCGUACAUUAAAAAAGUUUCAUUACAUGCCCAUUGAGGCCAUUCAGCGGGAACAUCUGCCGAUGUUUUCUAUGAACAUCAUAAGAAAAAGGAUGAAGGAAUUUGAACUGCAGCGGCGGAAGGCCAUGAUUAAGCCAUAUUUAAGUAGAAAACUAAUUAGAGAACGGCUUUUAUUUGCUAAGAAUUAUAUUGAAUACAGAUCUUCAUUUUGGAAGAGCAUUUUCUUCUGCGAUGAGGUUCUAUUUUUAGACAAGCCUACGAAGUCGCUCCAAACUGUCAUAUGUGGAAAGAACUUCCCAAGAGAACAUACUACACCGACGGCAACAUUCAAGAACUGUCGGCGGAUGAUGGUUUGGAUGGCGAUUAAAUUCGGUGAGCGGCCUGUCUGGCGGUCAACAUCAGACACCAUCAACAGCAAGGUGUUCAUUGCAAUUGUCAAGGAUGCUUUCGGCUACAACGGCAUAAGUCGGCGCCGAAUGGAUACUGUAAUUUUGCAGGACAAUGCACCUGUCCACCGCUCUAAAGAGGUAUGAAUUUGAGCCGCUUGCAAACAUAAUCUAACAUUUUAGACAACAACCACGCUCUCCGCAAUUGGCCUCCAAUCCAUUUUCAUCCCGGCCAACAGUCCCGACCUUAAUCCAAUCGAAAAUCUUUUUGGAAUAGUCAAAAGAAAUUGGCACAAAGCUAAGAAGUCUCUUUCAAUGCAGGAAAAAUUGGAUUUCAUACUCAAUAAUUACAUUUUACAAUCCACCAUAGAUAACCUUGUCAUGUCUAUGUCGGACAGACUUUCUGCUGUUAUUAAUUCGAAUGGACAAUCUACAAAGUACUAAUUUUUUGUAUCUGUUUCUGUCCUUAAUUAUUUUUGACCUUUUAUGCGCCCUCCUCCUUUAUACGUCCUCAUACGUAGCCUUUAUUAACUUGGUUGUAAUAUAGGCGUUUCUCGAAAAUGUGAAUUUUGUCGAAAAUUAUUUAUUUUUAUCUCAGUAAAUAAUAUUUUCUUAACCAAACUUUGCUUUAUUUCUUUGGCACAUCGUUUAUUUUCCGCUAUCAGACUUUGGGAGCCGUAGUGUUUACCGAUUUUGCGUUAAAGGCGUUAACCUGUGUUAAUUCGUGACAUUUCAUGAGUUAGCACAGGUACUGUAUAUAUCUUAAAACGUAGAGUGAUCGCGGCACUUGUAUGCCCUGCACAUAAAGGGGAAAACCUUUUGUGAAGUUUUUCUGUGUGUUAUGGGUGUAUUUGAAAUAAAGAGGAUUUAUUUGAGAUCAUAAGCAAGCUUGUCAAGUAGGCAGAUAUAAAUUAUUAGGAAAUAUAAUAAGCCUUCUGGUUGUAAACAUUUCCAGUGUUUCACUUACUUUCGCUCUCAUUGACCCCUCCGCCAGUAUUUCGGGUGCUGCCCGAAAUUAUUAACUUUGCACUUACGUCUCUGCAGAUUGAUUUAGGCAAUUAAAUGACAGUCCAUAACACUGUUUUGAAAUGUUUACUUCGGUAAGCAAAUCAUCGUUGAUAGUCAGCAGGUUUGCCGGUGAUUUUCGAUACUAAGACAAUCCCAAUUGAGAUUGCCGAGAUUAAAAUGCUGUGCAGACCUGCUCUGCUACUCAAGGAAACUUUUAUUGCAUUAAACAUAUUGCGUGCAGCAAUAUAUAGUGCUGAAAUGAAAAAGGGUCAUGCUUCUUUACAGGAAAUUCGCUUCAUUCAGGUGAGGCCAUCAUCUUCUUCUUCUGGUCCUCCAAAUCCCUAUAUCUUACCCGUGCUCCCUCAUAUUCUCCUCCAUCUCCUUCUUUGCUUCCCUUUAUUCUUCCUCACCCUCCUCCUCCUCCUUCGCGUUUCCCUCAUUCCCUCCUCCCCUUCUUCUGCUACUUCUACUUGCAUUACCACUACUUCUACUAUUCCUUUAACUCCCUCAAUUAUCAGCUCUUCCUCGUUAUCCUGCUUCCGACUUUACCAUCCGUCUCCUGAGCACCCAUCUUUCAAUUCCUUUAAAUACAACGAUGCCGUUAUCCUUUUCGUCAUCAGCCUUCCCCUUGUUCUCGUUAUACAUCUUUUUUCUUCUCCCCUCCACCCCCACAGACAUCUCUACCUACUCUACCACCCCCCUGUAUUUUCUUUGUCUCCUCACCCUCAUCAUCCUGGAAGAUUUCUCUAAUUCACGCAAUUCCCUUUCUCUUCUCCCCCCUAUCCCCUCCCCCAUGCUCUUUCUUCUUCACUUCUUCUUCCUCUCCAGCCUCCUCCUCUUCUUCCUAAUUUAAUUAAUCUGACUAUUCGUCAUGAUUUCCUGCCUUCUUAUCCUGAUCUGUCUCUACUUUGUUUAACCUCUUCUUCCAUCUGUUCCGCUUAGAAUUUCUCGGCCUCCUUCAAUUCGUAUCAUUGCCAGCUUGCUCCUCCUCCUUCUCCUUCUACUCCUCCUCACUCUCCCCCUCCUCGCCCUCCUCCUCCUGCUCCUCCGCCAUCCCCGCCGCCGUCAUUAUCAUCCUAUUCUCCUCUUCUCCUUCACGUCAUUUCCUGUGCCAUCCCGCCUUUUUCACACACUUCAUCCUCCUAUCCCCUGUAUUCUAUCACCUGCUGCCACUCGACCUUGUCUAG
This is a messenger RNA of Spirometra erinaceieuropaei, 2783 nucleotides long. The record is from the annotation of a GenBank genome assembly. NCBI's taxonomy places the organism in Eukaryota, Metazoa, Platyhelminthes, Cestoda, Diphyllobothriidea, Diphyllobothriidae.